AGCCUAUCAGAGGCCGAGUCUGAAGUUGUUACAUGUGCAGUGUUGCGAGUGGGUGAGUGACAGCGGUAGGACAGGGAAGAUGCCGGUGGAGCUGCAGGAAUGGAGCGGGCCGCUGGCCCUGAACGAAGUGGAAGAGAAGCCGGAGCAGCCCCUCGCCGUCAAAUAUGACACCGUGGAAAUCGAUGCGCUGGGCAAAGUGCUGACCCCGACCCAGGUGCAGAACUGUCCAGUCAGCAUUAACUGGCCUGGUUGCAGUGCAGACAAGCUCUACACUCUGGUUCUAACUGACCCAGAUGCCCCAAGUAGGAAGGCACCAAAAUUUAGGGAAUGGCAUCAUUUUGUUGUAGUUAACAUGAAAGGAAAUGAUAUUAAAAGUGGCGAGAUUCUUUCUGACUAUGUUGGCUCUGGCCCUCCUCAAGGAACUGGCCUUCACCGCUAUGUCUGGCUGGUUUAUGAACAAUCCAAACCUCUGCAGUGCAAUGAGCCACGAUUGACCAACCGGUCAGGUGAUAAGCGUGGGAAAUUCAAAACUACUGAUUUCUGUAAGAAGUACAAUUUGGGUUCACCAGUGGCUGGGACCUGUUACCAGGCUGAAUGGGAUAACUAUGUGCCUAAACUCUAUGAACAGUUGGCUGGAAAGUGAAAAGUUGCAAGCUUCUAAACGACAUUCUCUUUCUCUUUCCCCCCCCCCCCCCCCCCCCCCCCCAGUGUUAACAAAUGUGUAUUUGCUUGUGACUAAUGUCAUUAGUAUUACUUGUAUGUACAGCUUCUGAAAUGGCAACCAGCUUGCUUUUGGCUCUAAAAUAAAAAAAUCAGUGGA
This is a messenger RNA of Pristis pectinata (smalltooth sawfish), 820 nucleotides long. It is a transcript of the gene pebp1, whose product is annotated as phosphatidylethanolamine binding protein 1. The coding region runs from base 80 to 643 and encodes 187 amino acids. The record is from RefSeq and is a predicted model, not a curated record. The transcript has 4 exons. Gene Ontology annotation, biological process: negative regulation of MAPK cascade. Lineage: Eukaryota; Metazoa; Chordata; Chondrichthyes; Rhinopristiformes; Pristidae.